Pneumocystis murina B123 is the source of this 1236-nucleotide messenger RNA. RefSeq lists its product as hypothetical. Gene Ontology annotation, cellular component: intracellular membrane-bounded organelle. NCBI's taxonomy places the organism in Eukaryota, Fungi, Ascomycota, Pneumocystomycetes, Pneumocystales, Pneumocystaceae. Gene Ontology annotation, molecular function: phosphatidylinositol binding. The record is from RefSeq and is a predicted model, not a curated record. The coding region runs from base 1 to 1236 and encodes 411 amino acids. The transcript is spliced from 6 exons.
AUGGGAUUUUAUGAAAGUAGUUCUUUAAUAAGGCGGUAUUUGUCUUUGUCAAAGAAUUAUAAUUUUUCAGAUAAACUUCCUACCUUAACUUGUUCGGAACUUGUAGAUGUUGAAUUAUACUCUAUUAUUGCUAUUAUUUGCAAAGAUCAUAUUAAUAUAUGGUAUGAACAAAUAACUCAUGAUAAAAGCUUUAUUGAGGAAUCGCUGCUUUUAAUCUCUCAUGUUGUUAAAGAAUUAGAAAAAAAAUUUUUUAUGAUAAAACAUGAAUUGCUUCUUCUUCAUAAUAUACCUAUGAUUGCUAUUAAACAUAUUAAUGGAAUGACACAAAAGAUUUUACAGGAUGAUAUUACUUCUCAUAGGACAUUUGAUGAAAUAUUUCAUGAAUUUCAACCUCAUCCUGCUUUAGAUUCCUAUGAAAAUGAAUGUUUGUAUUUGCGUUUAAUUGCUGAUACUUUGAUUACAUCUUUCUUACCUCCUGAUGAUCUUAAAUCAGAAUGCGAAAGAGUUAUAAUAAGGGAAAUUCUUUCUGACUUUAUUUUUAAAAAAAUUAUAGAUAAACUUAGUGAACCGUCUAUUUUGUUUGAAAUUAUUGCAAAAUUAAUUGUUGAUUUAAAAAAAAAAUAUAUUAAUAAAGAUAUUGAAAAAAAACGUUUUAGAUGGUUUAUGUUUGUGAAAUUAUGUAAUUUGAUAAUAUUUAUAUGGAAAAAAAUAUUUAUGUCUAUUGCAAAUUCUCCUCAAUUUAUACAAAAUAUUUUUGACUUAGCUGGCUUUGAGUUUGUUUUUGAAGUACUAGAACUUAAGACUGAGGCUCCUUAUAUAUAUACAGUGAUUCGUUUUUUUUUAAUUCCUUGUAUUUUUGUGUUUUUUGGUGAUUUGAUCUUAAUUCAAUUUAUGAGGUUUUGGAGUCAAUAUAUAUUUACUGAACAAUUUGCAGUUAGCUGUUUUCGAGCAUUAAGGAUUGCAAUUUGGUCAGAUGGUUCGGUUGAAGUUUCUAAAAUUCAACAUUAUAAAUUUGAUAAUUAUAAAAUUAAAGAGUAUUUAGAAACAGAGUUAUAUACUAUCAUAACAGUGUUAUUUAACAAUCAUUUUUUUCGUUUUAAUGAUGAAAUUAUUAAAACUAAAAUUAAGCAAAUUUGCAGUUUAUUUGAUUCAAAAGUUGCUAAUAAACAUUUUAUAUUUUAUAUGCUUGAUCUUAUAUUGGGUAGUAUAGUAUAUGAAAUAUCCAAUAUUACUUAA